GAAGCUGUGUUCAACAGUGCCUGUCACUCUGAUUAACUUCGUCUGAUUUGCUGCGCUGGAAAAUCGAAGUCAGGCUUUUACGCGCUCGAAUUUUGGAUCCGGAAGACGGUGUCUGUCCGCACGAACCACGGGAGCUGCCAGGGAACUUUGCAAACAUGGCGGCUGCCGUAGUUGUCGCGGCCCAGAGAGUCUGCAAUGCCGGUAUCCUCAGGACCGCGUGCAGAGGUUAUACUUUGAUUCCAAAGCAUGGAAUCAGUUGCCAGUAUGCUGCCCUGGCAUGGACUUUACAGACACAUUGUAACAUUUCUGCAUCAUAUAAUGUGACAGUACAACAGAGAAGGCAGAGAAGCUUUUUCAACAAAUUGACAGCCAGCGAACUCUGGAAAGGAGUUGCAGCAGAAAAUACUGCAGGUGGAAGGAAAGGACGAGGCAAGCGAGGCAAGCGGAAAAAAACGAGGGAUCUCAAUAGAGGCCAGGUCCUUGGCGAAGGAUCUUUAGGUUUCCUUUGGCCUGGCCUCAAUGCUCCAUUGAUGGUAUCUGGAAAAGUUCAAGCCAUUACUCAGCGAGAUGAAGAAGAGCAGAAGACACUGCAAUUAGCAAAAGCCGAGGAACUACAAAAAAUAGACAAGAAAAGGAGAAUGAGGAUUAAGAAGGAGAGAGGUUGGACUGGACGAUCCUGGGGAGGUGUCAGUUUAGGAUCUCCUGAUCCUGGUCCCAAUGGAGAAACAUAUGAAGAUUUUGAUAGCAGAGUAAUUGAGCUAAAACCUGUAUUUAACAUGACUGCAAAUGAAGGCCGAAAAAGAUCUAUGCGUGCCCUUGUGGUUGUUGGAAAUGGAAGAGGAUCUGCUGGUUUUGCUCUGGGAAAAGCAUCCCACAUGAGGAACGCAUUAAGAAAAGCAAAAAAUAAAGCUAUUCGCCAUUUACAGUAUGUUGAAAGAUAUCAAGAUCAUACAAUUUUCCAUGAUACUGCAACCACUUUUAAGAAAACGACAAUUCGGAUGAAGAAGCAAAACAAAGGUUAUGGUCUUCGCUGUCACCGCGCUAUCAUCACAAUCUGCAAAUUGAUUGGAAUUAAAGACAUGUAUGCCAGGAUUUAUGGAUCCAAUAAUUUACUGAAUCUCACUACAUGUCUCUUUAAGGGAUUAGCUAAUCAGGAAACUCACCAAAGCCUAGCAGACAAGAAGAGACUCUACGUGGUAGAAUUCCGUGAAGAAUGUGGCCCAUUGCCCAUUGUUGUUGCAAAGCCUAAUGGAAUGGUCAGAGAAGAUCCUGAACCAGAGGAAAGGGCUCUUGAUGUCAGACUGGAAUGGAAAGAAGUGAAGGCAGCACAAGGAAUAAAGAGUAAAUGGGCUGAUGUCAAAAGACCAGUUUGGUAGAUUUUGGCAGUAUUUAGAUAUACAAAACUAAGGAAGAUCCAGCAUAAUCACAGAAGGCAAUAUUUAUUGUUUCCACAUUAAGGGAAAAUUCUUACUGCUUGCCUUGAUUAUUGCAAUCGUUGUAAUUUAGUCAUUCAAAACAACUUAGCCAACUUCAGCUGACAUCUCUGUUUAGAAUGCAAUCAUUUUGUGGCAUGCAGGCUGUAAAGGAAAAGGAAUUUACAAAAUUUCUUGACAGGGAGAUGAGUCUUCACAAAUAGCUGAAGAAGCUAACAACAGUACAGAAAAAUAAAGUUGUAAUUGAAUUCCA
Messenger RNA from Candoia aspera, 1686 nucleotides. It is a transcript of the gene MRPS5, whose product is annotated as mitochondrial ribosomal protein S5. Gene Ontology annotation, biological process: translation. Lineage: Eukaryota; Metazoa; Chordata; Lepidosauria; Squamata; Candoiidae. Gene Ontology annotation, molecular function: RNA binding; structural constituent of ribosome. The coding region runs from base 156 to 1376 and encodes 406 amino acids. The transcript is spliced from 11 exons. The record is from RefSeq and is a predicted model, not a curated record. Gene Ontology annotation, cellular component: ribosome.